This is a messenger RNA of Aricia agestis (brown argus), 4142 nucleotides long. RefSeq names its product probable multidrug resistance-associated protein lethal(2)03659. The record is from RefSeq and is a predicted model, not a curated record. Lineage: Eukaryota; Metazoa; Arthropoda; Insecta; Lepidoptera; Lycaenidae. Gene Ontology annotation, biological process: transmembrane transport. Gene Ontology annotation, molecular function: ATP binding; ABC-type transporter activity; ATP hydrolysis activity. Bases 36 to 4106 code for a protein of 1356 amino acids. Gene Ontology annotation, cellular component: membrane. The transcript has 29 exons.
GGUAAAAAAUAAGAGCGUCUGUUGAUUUAAACAACAUGGAUACAGAUCCCAAGCAACGCAGAAAAAUGAACCCAAGGUUCAAAGCAAACCUUUUUUCGGCACUAACGUUUGGAUGGACGCUGGAAACUUUUAUAAUGGGAUACAGUCGAGAUAUCAAAGAAGAAGAUCUUUAUGCUCCCCUACCAGAGCAUAGAUCUGACGUUCUAGGCGAUGCAUUGGAAAAUGCAUGGAAAGAAGAAGUCGAAAGUAGUUCUCAGAUUAUAAACAAGAUACCAAGUUUAAGAAAAGUGCUGUGUAAAGUUUUCGGGGCUGAGCUCUUGCUUUAUGGACUAAUUUUGGCUGCUAUGGAAUUCAUUAUUCGUUUGCAGCAACCACUAUUUUUGGGUCUUUUACUCCGCUACUACAGCCCGACACAAGAACUUUUUAAUCGGACGGUUUCCCAUUCAUAUCUAAAUCGGCUUUAUAAAUAUUACGAUGAAACGCAGCACUCUAGCCCCAUAUCGUGGUGGGAAGCCGUUUUCUUCUCCCUAGGAGUGGUAUUCUGCAGCAUGGUCAAUGUGAUGGUUCAACAUCCUUUCAUGAUGGGUGCGAUGCAUAUAGGCAUGAAGAUGCGUGUGGGAAUAUGCAGUCUUAUUUAUAGGAAGACACUAAGAGUGAAUCUUCGAGCAAUGUCGGAAACCCGAGGUGGAUCGGUAGUAAAUCUCUUGGCAAAUGACGUUAACCGUUUCGAUACGGGUCCAUUAUUUAUACAUUAUCUCUGGAUAGGGCCUAUUGAAACCCUGAUAGUCACGUUUUACAUUUAUAGGGAGCUAGGAAUGCCAGCAGUAUAUGGAGUUUGUAUGAUUUUAAUCGUUAUGCCUUUCCAAACUUAUCUGGGUUUUAAGACUGCGUAUUUUAGAAGGAAAACAGCGCAGAAAUCAGACGAAAGGGUUCGGUUGAUGGAGGAAAUAAUAAUGGGCAUAGAGGUCAUCAAGAUGUAUACAUGGGAGCAGCCGUUUCGAAAAGUUAUUGACUCUGUGAGACGGGAGGAAAUUCGCUACAUCAAGCUGACUUCAUACAUCCGUGGGAUAGUGAUGUCGUUCAUAAUGUUUACGUCUCGGUUUAGCAUAUUCAUCACUGUUCUUUUAUACGUUAUGUACGUUCAGAGAAUUACUGUUGAAAGUGUAUUCUUCCUCACUUGCUUCUACAACAUCAUCAAACAAACUAUGACGUUGUAUUUCCCGCAAGCUGUUGGACAGAUUGCAGAGUUAGACGUAGCUGUUCAGAGAAUCAGAGAUUUUCUAAUCAGCGAGGAGUGUCUCCUACCUUACCGUAAGGAUUCGACGAUAACCCACAUGAAAUCCAAACCAAAACGGCCGAAAAAACGAGUAACCAUUUCAGAAAAUCCAAAAUUGGGACACACUCAAAAAGCAAGCACUUCAAAAUACAAACUGAAAGAAGAAGAAACCGAUCAAAAGGACAUCGCAAUAAAGCUGCAAAAUGCAAGCAGUCGGUGGUUGAAAUCAUCGUCAAAGGAUGAUGUAGCGAAUGUAACAUUGAAUAUUUAUCAAAAAUCCCUUACGAUUGUCAUUGGAGCUGUCGGAUCAGGAAAGUCUACAUUGUUGCACAUGAUGCUCAAAGAAUUGCCAUGCUUAAAGGGGAGUGUGGAAGUUUUGGGAAACGUCAGCUACGCCAGUCAAGAUCCUUGGCUUUUUGUCGGAUCUGUACGUCAAAACAUAUUAUUCGGCAAGCCAUUCGACAAAGCGAGAUACAUGGAAGUUUGCAAGGUGUGCGCACUCGAGAGAGACAUAUCCAUGUUCCCGCAUGGAGACAAAACUAUUAUGGGGGAGCGAGGAGUAUCCCUUAGUGGUGGUCAGAGAGCCAGAAUAAAUCUAGCAAGAGCUGUUUACAAGGAUGCUGACAUAUAUUUAUUGGACGACCCACUAUCUGCAGUCGAUACGCAUGUUGCAAGGCACAUAUUUGAAAACUGCAUUAAAAAAUAUUUAAACGACAAGACUGUUGUGCUUGUAACACAUCAACUCCAAUUUAUCAAGUCAGUGGAUCAAAUUCUAAUAUUCAACAAUGGAAAUAUCCUUGCACAGGGCAAGCUUGAUGAAUUAGACAGCAAAGAACUGGCCAUCAUUCAAACGAUUCAAUACCACCCUCAAGAACCACGAACAGAGAAACUAGCAGGCAGUUUGAGUAAAAUCACAUUAGCCCCUACUACUUCGGUUUGGUCGCGAUGGUCCAUGAUGUUUGACAUCAAAGACCAAAAAAAGAUAGGCGAAGCUCAAACUGAAGGAAGGGUGGACGGAUCUGUAUACAAGAAGUACUUUUUAGCGGACUCGCCUUGCUGCUAUGUGCUUUUUGUGGUGUUCAUGUUUCUUUUAGCGCAGUUCUUCGCGAGUGCUAGUGAUUAUUGGAUCAGUCGUUGGAGUAUCGCCGAAGACCACCUAACAGGCGAUGCCACGAUGGACUACAUUCUUUGGUCACAAUACGGACUAAGUCGGGAUUAUUUCGCCCUAAUAUUUGGUAUAUUAACUAUUGCAACGGUCAUCGUCGCUUUGAUAAGAGCUAUAUUCUUCUUCUCGCUCUGCAUGAAGUCUUCGAUAAAAUUGCACGAUAACAUGUUCGACUGCGUUUCAAAUGCACCAAUGAGUUUCUUCCACAGCAAUCCCUCGGGACGGAUCCUGAACCGCUUUAGCAAAGAUAUGGGCUCCGUCGAUGAAUACUUGCCUCAGGCUAUGCUGGACUGUGUUCAGAUAAUUUUAAAUUUAAUGGGCGUGAUUUUGGUAAUAUUGAUAACGGAAGUAAUAUUUUUGGUACCGAUAGCAGCUACGUUGUUGAUAUUUUAUGCCUUUCGCCUGGUAUAUAUCAGAACUUCAAGUGCUAUUAAACGUUUGGAGGGAAUAACAAAGAGUCCAGUAUUUGGUCAUGUGAACGCGACAUUACUUGGCUUGCCAACAAUAAGGUCGUUUGAAGCAGAAAUCCUCCUGGUGAAAGAAUUUGACCGGCAUCAGGAUUUGCACAGUGCAGCGUGGUAUCUGUUCAUUACGACAAGUAGAUCGUUCGGAUACUUUUUGGACGUUGUUUGCCUUCUCUUUAUUUUCUGUGUAACGUUCAGUUACAUUAUGAAGACUGAUUUUGAAGGUAGCUGCGCGGGGCUGGUAAUAACUCAAUCUAUCUCUUUAACUGGCGUGUUCCAAUGGGGCAUGCGACAGUCCGCCGAAAUGGAAAACCAGAUGACCAGCGUGGAACGUGUGCUAGAGUACACACAAAUACCACGAGAGACCGCGCUUACGACUAAAUCGCAAACAAAAGCUCCAGAAAACUGGCCAUCAGAGGGCGCCAUUAGUUUCGAAAACCUUAGUCUGAAAUACACUCCGGAUGGAAACGAGGUUCUUCACAAACUUAAUUUGGAUAUUCUACCACAAGAAAAGAUCGGCAUUGUAGGAAGAACGGGUGCUGGUAAAUCGUCAAUAAUACAAGCGCUGUUUCGCUUGGCGUACCUAGAGGGUGCCAUCUUGAUAGACGGUGUAGACAUUGCCACAAUACGUCUGGAAGAUCUGAGACAGAAGAUAUCUAUUAUACCUCAAGAACCAGUUCUAUUCAGCGGAACAAUGAGAAAAAACUUGGAUCCUUUCGACCAGUAUUCUGAUGACGUAUUAUUAAAUGCUCUGGAGAAAGUUGAGCUCUUGGAUGAGCUAAAUCUAACAGACGCAUUAUACAAGAAAGUAUCGGAUUGCGGUUCCAACUUCAGCGUGGGCGAGCGGCAGCUGGUGUGUUUAGCGCGGGCCAUCGUUAACAACGCGCGAAUACUGCUGCUGGAUGAAGCGACAGCGAACGUCGACGCGCAGACCGACGCGUUGAUUCAGACAGCCAUCCGACAGCAUUUCCGAGCCUGCACCGUGCUGACUGUCGCCCAUAGGCUUAACACCGUCAUUGACUCUGAUAAGAUCCUGGUAUUGGACGGUGGACAUCUCAUGGAAUAUGAUCACCCACACUUGCUGCUGCAGAACAGACAGGGCCACUUCCGCAAGAUGGUGGCGGAGACCGGGCCAGCCAUGGCGCAGAUACUACAAGCCAUGGCUGCUGAGAGCUACAAGAAAUCAAAAACCCAGAACUAGUUUCAUAAAUAUAUUAUUUCUAUGUACAGAACAGUC